UCUUCUACAUGAGCGUAACGUGCCAUUGGAUCGAUGAGCAUUGGUGCUUUCAUAAGGUUCUACUCGAUAUAUGCCGCGUACCUUACCCUUUUGGAGGUUCUGAGAUGUACCAGUGCCUGACCAAGGUUCUCAAGAUGUAUGGACUGGAGGACAGGGUGUUAUCUUGUACUCAUGAUAAUAGCGAGACAGCCGUUCAUGCGUGUCAUGUGCUGAAGGAUGACUUGGAUGGCCUUAAAGCAGGGCCGUUUUGCUAUAUUCCUUGUGCUGCUCGCAGUUUGAAUAUGAUUAUUGAUGAUGGGUUGAGGACGACAAAACCAUUGAUCUCUAGGGUACGGGAGCUUGUGCUGGAGAUGAAUUCAUCGGUUGAGAUGUUGGAUGAUUUUGUUCAGUUGAACUCCGCGUACCAGGAAGGCAGCAGUUGGAAGUUUCCUCUUGAAACUUCAACAAGAUGGAGCGGGAAUUACCAGAUGCUUGAUCUUGUGCGGAAGGCUGGUAAAUCUGUGGACGGUGUCAUGAGGAAGUACGAAGAAGUUUUAGGCAACAGGAUGACAUUAGGUUCUACAGAGAAGAAUGCAAUCAGUGUUGUUCACGGAUUUCUGGAGCCCUUCCACAAGACAACAAACGACAUAUGCACAAACAAGUUCCUCACAGUUGGUUUAGUUCUCUUCUUCAUGGACCACAUUUCUGAGACGAUCAGCAUGUGCAGAGAAUCUCGCCACUCUCCAGAAUGGUUCAAAACUGUGGCAGAAGAUAUGGCCAAGAAGGCCAGAAGUUACAGCACCCAAGUCUGCAACUUAUUCACCUACAUGACUGCAAUCCUUGACCCGCGUAUAAAAACUGAGCUCAUCCCCGGGAGCCUCAGCUCGGGAGGUUACUUAGAAGAAGCAAGAGCACACUUCGUAAGAAACUACUCCACAACCCAUUUUGGCCCAUCGAUGGCGGGUGGGUAUGGCUUGCAGUCGCAGGAGAUUGAAGACGGAGGACAUGCGAAUGUUUCUUUUGCCGAGGAGAUCGUGCGAAAGAGACGAAGAGCUAGUAUGAGCAAUGUGACUGACGAACUUACUCAGUACCUUACGGAGGCCCCAGCACCAAUACCGACUGAUGUUCUGGAGUGGUGGAAGGUGAACAGCACACGCUACCCUCGACUCUCAGUGAUGGCCCGAGAUUUCCUGGCAGUGCAGCCUACCUCAGUUGCUCCCGAGGAAGUGUUCUGUGGGAAAGGUGAGGAGGUUGAUAAGCAGCGGUUCUGUAUGCCACAUGAUAGCACACAAACCGUGCUUUGUGUUAGGUCAUGGAUUCAGAAGGGGAUCAAGUUUAAGUACAGAUCAACUGAGAUUGACUACGAGAGGUUGAUGGAGAUGGCCGUGGCUGCAGCAGCGGCAAGUAACAACGUUAGCAGUUCGGACAAGAAAGAAAACUGAUAUAGGUAGGACAUCAAAGAAUUGAAGCUACAGACGUGAUUAGCUUCCCUCAUGUUGUAGACUU
Molecule: messenger RNA, 1485 nt
Organism: Linum tenue
Lineage: Eukaryota; Viridiplantae; Streptophyta; Magnoliopsida; Malpighiales; Linaceae
Source: the annotation of a GenBank genome assembly